CUGGUGCAGCUUAUUUCUCUCCCUGUAGAUCUGCAUCUUAUCUGUAACAUACAAAUACCUAUACAAGUGAUCAGUGAGGAGAAAUGCAGCCAACACCUUCCAGCUACAUGCCAUCUGCAGCCCUCAUAACUCGCCUGUCUUGUGACAAGAGGCCAGAUUUCAAGAUGGAAACAAACACCUUUUGCUUUUUUUUUUUUUUCUCCAGAGCAGCCUGAGCAUAAAAAAAAAGCGCUGCAGAUGAACAACCUGUAAUUUAUUGUAAAUUAUAAUACGUGAUUAAAAGAGUUAAGUGCUGGAGCAGCUCUCUCUUCAGACUGGAUGUAGCGGUCCCUCAUAUCGGGGCUCUCCGUUUACAUUAUUCAUACGGAGGGGUGUGACUUGUUGGCUCUUUUUUCCGCCUAUAUAAAACCAGAAGUUCGCGUAAAAGAAAAUACAGAUGGAGAAGGCUAGCCGGCUCGCUGUGUCACAGAGAGUCCCCUUAAGCCUACGUGACAACUCACAUACUGUCCCUUUGUGACCAGCUUAAUCGGCAGAAUGCCCGGUCUGUGUAUGCUUUGUCUUGCCGCCGCGCUGGCUGCGGUCGCCCGGCUCGUCGGCACUGUGGGGCCGGUGGUCCGAUGCGAGCCGUGCGACGCCGGGGCGCUCCUGCAGUGCAAGCCCCUGCCGAAGGACUGCGCGGAGCGGGUGAGGGAGCCCGGCUGCGGCUGCUGCAUGACGUGCGCCCUCGGCGAGGGACAGGCGUGUGGAGUGUACACGGCGCGCUGCGGCUCCGGCUUGACCUGCCAGCACCAGCCGGGGGAGAGCCGACCCCUACAAGCUCUGCUGGAGGGACGGGGAGUGUGCUCCAGCGCUCCGUCCAAAAGACUCAACAGCAUUCUCAUACCGGCACAAAAACCAGAGAAUGGUGAAAAUCAGGUAGAAGAAGGUUGUGCCAACGUGACCCAGACGAUGACUGUGUUGCCCGGCGUGGCGACUGUGAAGGGCGGACACAGACGGGGGUCAAUAGACACCAGGCCUACGCUGCACAACAAGCUGAUCCAGAAGGAUCAGAACAGGAAGACGCAGAGCUACAAGGUGGAGUCCGUAUCAGGAGGAGCCAAUAUGGACAUGCACAACUUCUCCCUGGAGAGCAAGAGGGAGACUGAGUAUGGACCAUGUCGGCGGGAGAUGGAGAGCAUCCUGAACAGUCUUAAAAUCAGCAACGUGCUCAACCCGAGAGGCUUCCGCAUACCCAACUGUGACAGAAAGGGCUUCUACAAGAAAAAACAGUGCCGUCCGUCCAAAGGCAGGAGGCGGGGAUACUGCUGGUGCGUGGACAAAUACGGACAGCCUCUGCCCGGCUUGGAUGGCAGGGAGCGGGGCGAGACGCAGUGCUACAACCUGGAGAGCAAAUGAGGGGGACGGAGGGACAUCGAGUGGAUGGAGAGAGGAAGACAGUGAAUAAAGGGGUUGGGGUUAGGAGAGGGGAUAAAGACAGAGAGAAAGAAAGGAAGGAAGAAAGAGGGCCUACUUUGCUCUUGCAUGUAGUUUUAUGUAAACAUUUGAAGGAGCUCUGGACCUUUGAUUUCAGGUCCCAUUUCUGUCAGAGAGGGAGGGGAGGGGGGAAAGGGUGGAGCACAGCCUCUGCGACCGGCCAAGACUCCUGUCCAUCACAGCUAUCUGGCCUGUGCUUAGGGAACCUCUAUCCUUUCUUUAAAAAAAAAAAAAAACGAUAAAGCUGAAAGCUGACAGAGAAGAGGGGAAGAAAGAGAGAAUCCUAUCAUCUGCACUAUUCUUUUAGAGAGAGAGGAAGGAGGGACUUUUCCACUCACUUUAAAGAGGACUUUGUUUGUGACUGACCCUGAAAAAACCGCACCACCACCGUUUCUAUGUGUUUGUCUGUCUGUACAUGUGUGUGUGCUAACUGCGUGUGUCUUUAUGUGUGAGCACCUACGUGACGAAAUGUAACGUAACGUGAGCAUCCGCUCACACAGACAUGAGUGAGCGGAUGCUUUAUUUGUGUAAAUACUGUAAGCUCAGUUUAGAGAUGUCAGACUGCCCAUCCCGAGCCCCCGCUCCAUUCAACAAUGCAGAAAACAAAAACACUCUCUGGCUCAGGGUCCAUUUUGAAGUGAAGGAUUAUGGGACAGUUAGGCUUUGAUGUUUUGUCCAGCAUGAUGGCCACCAAAAGGCCCUCCUUGCUGCCUCUGGAUUUUCCCUGGGAAGGGAACGGAGGCAGUUACAGUGCCUUAAACAUCGACCUUUCUGAGCCUUCUCCCUCCCCCACCCUCUGUGGUCCUCGACUAAAGGAAUACCUUACUGAAAACUUACCCUCUGAGUAUUGAAAGCUUGAAAAUGUACAUGGCUCUAAGAAAAUUGUAGCUACAGCGGCUGUAGUUGUUUUGGAUUUACAGCAGUUAAAAAUGAUUUGAAGAUGACCCAGUAAAAAAAAAAAAAUCCAGCAUUAAAACAUACAAACUUCUGAAACUGCUCCUGCUGCACAAUCCACUUCUUCGCUGUUGAUUCGUUGGCUGAUAGCUUCACAUUAAAUGUAAAGUACACUAGUUCUGCCAAGUGUGGAUAGUGUGACAUGGACUCUGCUGUGAAGGAACAAACUGAAAGGAUGGACCAACAUGGAUCAAGCUGCAGAUUUUGCCAAAAUAUUGGCCUGGUUCCAGACCUUCAUCUCUUUCGUUUUUCCACUGGUUGAUUGUGUUCAUCAAUGGCUUCUCAGCAUUUGAGGAGCUUUGUGAGCUGGAAUAUCAAUGGAGUCAUCAUCUUCCUUCAACAACCCACACCCGAACGAUUUAUAGAAAUAACAACUCUUAAAGUUGCAUGUUUCUUUAGUUUAAACCAAAACAUUUUCUUGGCAUCUGCCACCAGAGUGUCCAUGAAAUGUCGCUACAAGAGCCCCUUUUCCAUUGGUCAAAAAACCCACUAAGACCCGCUAACAUCAGGCUUUUGUCAGCAAUGGAAAAGGGUUCAAUCGGCAGUCACACCGGGGUCAAAUGACUCUGCAGUAGAUGCAGGUAUUUAUCGGCUUCGGCUCGAUCGGCAUUGAUGUAAACACAACACCACGGGUGAACACGCAAAUUUUUCGCCGCCCCUUUUCCAUUUUUCAGAGCACAAACACUGUAAACACACCUGUCACCUGUCAGCACGGUGCUGUCACACCAGAAACACCAUGACUACACUGCACUCAGGGAUGAAAGAGUGAGCUGCAGCCCCGAAAUAAGUUUUAAAAACAAUCACCAAUUAAAGCGCCUUGCACGGAGGCCCCGAUGGAUCCAUUUUACCAGUUUGCACGGCGGCUAGCAGUUUACUCUUCCUCCCUUGCGUCUGUGUGUGUGUGUGUGCGUGCGUGCUCUUGCUCCCUACAGUUGUGUGUGUCCUUUCGGGAACCUCAUCUGGCGGUGUAAAAGGAGUCCAUUUUUUUUUGCGGGUUUGAAAAAACUUGCUUCUACCUGCUAAUUAAGGUGUAAAAUCGUAUUAGUGGUUUUGCAAUACAAUAUAACCCCAUUUCCCAAAAAGAAAACAAUAAUGCAAACAUACAAUUCAGUCUGAUUAUCAGGCCACCUAAUAAAUACCUUAUGAGGUUAGCUCUUUAUAUUUGAAGUUUGCAACAGACAGAAAAAGCUAAAUGAAUGAACAACAUAUGUAGGUCGUGUUUAGCUGUUUUUUUUUUGCCAACACUAAACUGCAGUCGUGGUCUGAGAAGUUUCCAUGGACAUUUUGAUGCUUUUUUUGUGACUCUUAAGUUGUUGAUUCAAUCCAUUGUGAUUCCUGUGGAUCCAAGCUAACUGCACCUUCUCUGAGCCGCUUUUCAAGCUGACAGGAGGCAAGUAUUUCAGACUCAGACAGGUUUUUGGUGAGGUAUUAUUCUGAGCUGCUCACACGCUGCCCUACAGUGUUAGGAAACAGUUUGGUUAGAUUAGUCUGUCUUCUGUCUCUUUCCCGCCCCCUGCUGUUCCUGUCCACACCCAUGUCCCGGGGUGCUGUGUGUCCAAGCACACUACAGCUCAACCCUCGCUCCGUCCUUGUCCUUGUCCCUUGUCCGUCAUGAAGCUUCGGUGCUGAGGUCCUGCAGUCCUAUAUGUCUUUACCCCCAAAAACCUUGUCCUUGUCUGCGUCUAUGUGCCUAAUCCUGUCCCUGCCUCCUACCCACUAACCCAAGCAGCCCCCCCUCCAGCACCCUGCUCACCUCUGGUCCUCUUCCUGUCAGUGGUGCAACCUGGUGUAGACUUGUUUAAACGGGGCGAGCUCGGUGUGACCGUCUUGCCCUGCCACAGGUGCCAGCUGCCCUUAUGCUUCAAGCACAAGCACUUAAAGCACUUUAGCUGCGCCGCUACUCGUCAGUGCAUGCAGUUAAAGACAAUUGGACCUAUCUGCAUCUGCAUACCUUUCCUUCGAGGUAAUGUCAGAUGAAACAGUGUGAUACUGUAAGAAAACAAUAAUAACCUGAGAGGAAAAAAAAAAAGAAAGAGAAAGAGAGAAAGAAAAAAAACGAAGCUACACCAGGACUUCUGACAGCAAACUUAGCAAAACUCCCCUCAGAAAUUUCCAUUCAAUGCAACUUUUUUCUUUUUGUUGUUGUUGUUGUUGUUGUUGUUGUUUUUGUUUCUUUGAAAAAAAAAAAAUGCUCGUAUGAUCGUAUGCCAACAAAUCUCCACAAGGUGGACACAGCACCAAAUAUGCAUUCACACAAGUGGUAGGGGGUCUGAGGGAGGAGGCGUGGUCCUCCCUGAGGAGCUUCCUGCCCGAUGCUCUCCCACAUCCUGUGUAAAGACUUGAAAAGUGGAGAGAGUGCCGACAAAGAAUGCUUGGUAGCCCAGUAGCUCGGUAGCAUGAAAAUCGGCUGUACACUUCCUUUAAUAGACAGCAACAACUUAACAACCAGCCUGUUGGUGCUAUAUCCCAUCUAUUCAAAGACUUGAUGUAAAGGGGAGGAACAUACAUACAAAUAUGUUUAAGCUAUUCCCUCCCUGAUAUUUGUAAGUGUGUCUUUUUAUAUAUAUUAUUAUUAUUAUUUCCUGGCCAGCUACGUGUCUGACUAGACAUCAUGUACAGUACUUAAAAAUAAAAAUUAUUUAUCUAAAAGAAUUAUAAGCUGAUCCAAACUAGGUUUUCUUAUGAACAAUUCAGUGACUCACCGAUUGCACAGUAAAGUCUAUAUGAUUCAGUGUAUUUUGGGGAAUAUAAUCACUAAUGAAUGUUAUAUUUUUUAAUGAACCUUUUCCUUCUGUUGCUCAGCAGUGUCAUUUGUAAGCUCCGUGCCCCAGCAGGCGAGUUUCAGCCUCGGGGGGGCAGAAUCUGUGUCAGUCAGGCACUCAGGUCUCUUCCGGUCAUCUGAGUUCACUGCCUCUUAAGGCCAGUGAACCUCUCACCUCUCACUAAGUCACUUCUCUCCAUACACACCCGGCCAUCCCAGCCUCAGUCUGUUAGUUGCAGAGCCAGGGUCACACUCCUGUAAUAAUGUCACUUUUUAUUUUUUUCCCUGCUGGUCACGUUAAGAAUCUCUCUUGUUCACGGGUAAAUGUGUUUUGUUUUUUUUGUUUUUUAUUUCAAGUUUAUCCUUCAAAGAGUUAUUUUGAUUCAAGCUUUUGAUGAUACUAAACUAGAAGUCACACAGAGAAAGGAAAUGAUUUUGAUUCAAGAUAUAAUUUGUAUUUAAUGUCUUUUUUUAAAUAAAAAGUGAACACAUUUUAA
Seriola aureovittata is the source of this 5685-nucleotide messenger RNA. It is a transcript of the gene igfbp3, whose product is annotated as insulin-like growth factor binding protein 3. Gene Ontology annotation, biological process: regulation of insulin-like growth factor receptor signaling pathway. Gene Ontology annotation, molecular function: fibronectin binding; insulin-like growth factor II binding; insulin-like growth factor I binding. The transcript has 4 exons. The coding region runs from base 535 to 1395 and encodes 286 amino acids. Gene Ontology annotation, cellular component: extracellular region. Lineage: Eukaryota; Metazoa; Chordata; Actinopteri; Carangiformes; Carangidae. The record is from RefSeq and is a predicted model, not a curated record.